Ylistrum balloti is the source of this 3857-nucleotide messenger RNA. RefSeq lists its product as uncharacterized. Bases 68 to 889 code for a protein of 273 amino acids. The transcript has 6 exons. Lineage: Eukaryota; Metazoa; Mollusca; Bivalvia; Pectinida; Pectinidae. The record is from RefSeq and is a predicted model, not a curated record.
CAUGUGAAGAACUGACAUCGAAGUAGGUGUUUUCAACUCGUUCGUAUACCAAGAGUUACUUUUCAAAAUGUCUGAUGCCAAGACCAGUUUGGCCCGUGAUGGUACCAUGCAGGUUACUGCCAAGGAGGGUAUAGGGUACUUGGAAGCAGCAGGUAAAGACAAACUCCUGGAAAUGCAAGGACUGAAGGAUUCAAAGGCUGACAAACCUAAUGUAGCACGAGAUGGAACUAUGGUAGCAACAGCAAAGGAAGCUGAUGCUUUAUUGGGCAAUAACAGACCUGAUGACGAUGCCAGGACAAGAGGUCAGAAUGUAAAGAUUCAGGAAAUGGCCAAGGAAGAACCACCAGCAAAGAAACCCAGAAUGGCAAAGGGAGUAACAAUGAUUGGUACUGCUCAGGAAGCUGAACAAAUUUUGGGUGACAACAAACCAGAUGCUGAUGCCAUGACUCGAGGCCAGCAGAAAAAACUGGAUGAAAUUUCUAAAGAAACUCCUCCCACCCCAACGAGAAAACCUCGCAUGUCCAAAGAAGGCACAAUGGCUGCCACAGCUAAGGAGGCAAAGGCAUAUUACAUUGGAAAGGACAAACUUGGGGACACAAGGUCAGAAUCUAAGGCUUUGAGGCAGUCUGCAGUUGGAUCACCCAAGAAAAUGACGUCUAUUGCCAAGACAAUAGGAGAAGCGGCCUAUGUAGUUCCUGAUAUUAAUGUUAGUGAAGGUAGAAAAACAAGAUCUCAAUCGAAUCCGAAGCCCGCUAUGAAACGUGCCGGAACAAUGCAGCAGACCGCCAAAGAUGGGAAAGAAUUUUUGAAACGCGGUAGGAAAUCAAAAAAAGCUGCUGCAGCCAAGAUUGAAGAAGAGGCUGAAGAAGAGGAAGAAGAUGACGAGUAGAGAUAUCGGUUUGAGCAAUCACCAGAAGCUUAUCGUUAUACUAUAAAAUCAACCUCUGUAGCCAUAUUCUUGAUAUUUCUGUAUAUAUGAAAUCCCAAGAAUACAUGCGAGUUCAUCUAGACCUUUGUGAAUGACAAAAAACAUGUAGUAACUGUUAUUGUAUGUGGUUUUUAUCUAGAGUUAAAAUUGAAGUGAUAGUUAAACACAAAAAAUAGUGUUACCAGGUUUUGUGCACUUGAAUCUGAACAAUGUGAUUCACAUUGUCUCAGUUCUUUUCUCAUCAGUAUGUGGCAAAAGGUUUUCAUAUUCACUUUUGUAAGUUUUGUGUAGCCAUUUCUGAUAUAUGUAUUCAUAUUUUAUUUGUUGAAUCUUUUAAGUGUAAUAUUUUUGCAUUGAAAACUUAUCUUAGAAUUGAGUAUUUUUAUGCCUCUAGUAAAUCAAGGGGAGACAAAUUCCUCAGACCUGUCUUGUUAGAAGAACUUGAAAUAGUUACGCAUUCAAACCAUACAAUUUCGGUAUUUAUUAUGGACAUGUUAUUGAAUGAGUUGUAUGAAAAAAAUAGCCUGCAAAUGUUGACUACGGUUACCGUGAAAUAUCAUGUAAAAAUCAGUGCAGGAAAUAUUUGUGUGAUGUGUAUUUUCUGUGUGGUUGUGUUUAAAGAAUACUUUUGUCGGUGAAGAAAAGAGUAUGAAAUGGCAGCAACAAUUUGCAUAGAAUAAUCAUGUAGUUUAAUUUUUUUUUUUUUUAAUGUUUGCUUCUUCUGAGGGGGGGUAAUAAUAGUGGAUAUUGAAAAAUGUUUUAUAAAUGAAAUACAUAUGAAAAGUUUUAGAUUUAAAAAAAUUCCAAAUUUUACAGUUGAAUGAAAUCCUAUGAGGAACUGCAUUUAUCUAUCUUUUGUAAGAAACUGAACCUGAAGUUAAAAAAAAAUUUUUUUUUGUUUUCAACUUUUGUUUUAAGACUUAAACAAAAAUGAGAUACAAUAAGUUAUUUGAUAUACCCUCAACAAAGCUGUAUUUUAAUUUAACUUUUGGUACUGAAAUUUCACUUUGAGUGCUAUCAAAACUGAAGUAACUUUAAGUGCUAAAGUUUCAAAGUAAGGUAAGACAUUGUUGGUAUAUUUUGUAUACUGUGUUGGUACUUUGAUUGAGGCUUUCCCAAAUGUAUGGGUUUUCUUUUCCAUCCAGACGUUUCAUUUUCUGGCAUGAUUUCAUGACACUUCACUAUUCCUCCCCUUGUGAUAUGGAUGAAGCACACGUCAUUUUCUAAUUGUUCCAAUUUUUAUUUCAAAAUGCAGCAUAUUAUUGCUCUGUUUGCUUAAAGAUCAGUGAGGAUUUGUGCAAAUUUAAUGUGUAUCAUUUCAUAAUAAACAUUUUUUUUAAUCGAAAUGAAAUCAAUUAUUGGUACCAUUAAAGAAAGUAUCAACACAGUGGUUUGUAAACAUACAUUUAUGAAAGUAGCCCUUAAUGUUUUAAGUUUAAUGUUCAUAAUCUUUCAUUAAAACCCAAACGUCAGAGCUGUGGAUCAUUAUUGUUGCAUUUGGUCUCUUAAGAGUUAUUUCCGUCAGAAUCAUAUCAACACGAACUUGAUUUAAGUUUUCUUAAAAUAUUUAUUUUCCUCAUGAAAAUGAAACAUGUUAUACAAAACAUGGACGUUUUUAUAACCGAAUCACCUGUAGGAUCACAAUUUAUAUACAUUUUUGUCAAGAACAAAUAAAAUCUCAUGUUUUCUACAGUGUAGAUGUUAUCUUCCUGGUGAAGAAAUUUUAUGAUCCUAAUUAGUUAAACAUCGUUAGUUUCUGCAUUGUUUUCACAGUCCAUCAAUGACAUUGCUUUUUGUACGUUGUCUGCAGAUUUUUUUUAUCAAGAAUCAGAAUUCGGAACUCUUUUGUAAGGCUGCAUACACCCUUAACAUUGGGAAUUGUUUCUUGAAAGAUUUGAUUAAGAAAAUAUGGCCUUCUAUGUAACAUAGUCAUCAUUCAACCAGGAAAGUGCUUAAUCUGAUGUGUUUGUGAAGAAGGAAAAUUCAUUUGUUCUAUACAGCGAUAUGACCUUUCCAUAAUGCAUUUAUUGUGUGAAUGCCCAAAGGACAUUUUAUGAUCUGUGAAUAUAUGAUGGUGGUAGAAAUGAGUACCUGGGAUUUGAUUCAUACUCGGAAUAAGAUACAAAACAGUCAUGUUUUAUUUUCAUAAUUUCUUUUUUUUUUCAAUUCGUCAUAAUAUUCUAUCAUAUAUGUUUCUCACAAUACUAUUUGAUAUGGAACAGUUCGAAAGAUAAGCAGAUGAUAGACCUGGCAUUGUGUUUAUGAAUGAAAUAGAUUUACUUGAUAAAUGUACAAAUUGCGUAUGGUGAUGUUUGUUUCUGUCAUAUAAUAAUAAUAUUUCAGUUAUAAGAAAAUUUCAUUAUGCAUUUAAAAUUUUUUGUAGUUACUGAAAGACAAAUUGAUAAUGAGUCCCUUGUUGUUUUAAUGUUCAUUUAAAAAUAAUGAACACGGUUUUAAUGUAUGUGUUUCUUUAAUUUUGAAUAGAUGUAAAAUCUAUGAAUUGAUUUUAGCCAACAGUAUCUGUGAUAUAAAAACACCGGUUGUUUUAUUAUAUAAUAAUUUAUAUCACAUUUAAAUAUUUAUUUCAAUACUUUCAAACCAAAGGUUAAGUUUCUGAAGUCAAAAAAUAUUCCUAUAAAAUUGUUUAUCCACUCUCUUAGACGUUUUAUUUAAUGCUAAAUGAAUUUAUCAAAUAAACAUAUUUAUAAUAUAUGGAAGAAAAGUUUUGUGAUAAACCGAAAUGGAGGCUAAGUGUUAUUGUUUAUUUUUUCUAAUUUAUUUUGACUUCAUUUGUUUCUCUGACAAUUUCGUAAAACAUUGUUAUAUGUUUAUUGUAGUGCCACUUCUGUGUAGAAUGUGAGAUGUAUUAUAUCAAACAUGACCGAUUUUGUAAGUGAAUGAAAGAAAUUAAUAAAACUAUUUAGCAGAU